UCCCAGGGCGCCAGGUCGCCCCCAGCCCCCUCCCUCCUCCCACCCUCUCUCUGUCCCACCCUCCCCAGCUUUGUGCCCGGGGCGCCCAGCCGCUUCCCCCUCAGCCACGCCGCGGGAGGAGGGAGCCGCCACCGAGGAGCUGCCGCUCGCUGCCCCGGCCAGGGGCACAGCUUGAACCCGUGAAUUCCAGAAGGAUCAAACAGGGCCAUGCCUGGUGUCUGCUUUCUGAUCUGCAGGUAGGGUAGGGCUCUGAAUGUCCAAUCACAGGGAUAAAGACCGAAGGAGAUCCGCUUUAUCUCUUCGUCAGGAUUAAAGUCUGAGGUUGAAGGGGCCAGAUGCUUACUGCUACUGGAAGAAGAGCUUAGAUCACACCCAAGACAAUGUCUUACUACCUCAACUCAGAAAAUCACCUGGACCCAGGGCCCAUCUAUGUGCGAGAAAAUGGGCAGCUGCACAUGGUCAAUCUGGCCUUGGAUGGCGUCGGGAGUAGCCUGCAGAAGCCAAGGCCUUUCAGACUGUUUCCCAAAGGCUUUUCUGUGGAGCUUUGCAUGAACAGGGAAGAUGAUACUGCACAGAAAGAGAAGACUGAUCAUUUCAUCUUCACAUACACCCGGGAGGGGAAUCUUCGGUACUCCGCCAAAUCUCUCUUCAGCCUCGUCUUGGGCUUCAUCUCCGACAAUGUUGAUCACAUUGAUUCCCUCAUUGGCUUUCCUGAGCAGAUUGCUGAAAAGCUGUUCUCUGCUGCUGAAGCCAGACAGAAGUUCACAGAGCCAGGUGCGGGGCUGAGGGCUUUACAGAAAUUCACUGAGGCCUAUGGAAGUCUGGUGCUUUGCUCCCUGUGUCUGCGAAACAGAUGUCUGGUGAUUUCAGAAAAACUUGAGGAGAUUAAGUCUUUCCGGGAGCUGACCUGCCUGGAUCUUUCCUGUUGCAAGCUUGGAGACGAACAUGAACUUCUAGAACAUCUCACCAAUGAGGCCCUGUCUAGUGUAACUCAACUCCACCUGAAGGAUAAUUGUUUAUCUGAUGCCGGGGUGCGGAAAAUGACAGCACCAGUUCGAGUGAUGAAAAGAGGCCUGGAAAAUCUAACAUUAUUAGACUUAUCUUGUAACCCUGAGAUCACAGAUGCAGGAAUUGGAUACCUCUUUUCUUUUAGAAAACUAAACUGCUUAGAUAUCUCUGGGACGGGGAUCAAGGACAUCAAAGCCAUCAAACACAAGCUGCAGACCCACAUAGGCCUUGUUCACUCUAAAGUGCCUUUGAAGGAGUUUGAUCACAGUAACUGCAAGACAGAGGGCUGGGCUGACCAGAUUGUUCUGCAGUGGGAGCGUGUGACUUCGGAAGCUGUGAAGCCACGAGAAACCUCGGAGCCUCGAGCAGCAGCUCAGCGCUUCUAUGGGAAGCGGGCUCGAACAGAAGCCCUAGGGAAGUGUCCCCUGGCAGACACCCACGUGAACUCUUCCGAGAAACUCCAGUUCUACAGAGAGAAAGCCCCAGACUGCCACGGGCCAUUGUUGAAACGUGAACCUGUCUCAAGCCAGGAGUCAAAGAAGAGCAAGAAGAGAGCUCUUGAGGAGCCAGAGAAGGAACAGAAUAACUCGUCACAGUCUGCAAAGCAGAAAUACGUGUGUCUUGCCAUGGAAGACUGGGACUUGUUAAAUUCCUAUUGAUUGGCAGAUAUAAGUUGACCUUUUGCCCUCCAACUCUAAUGUAUGAGGAAAAGGGGCCGAUGAUGUUUUCCUUUUUGUUUGAAUUUACCUAUGGUAUUAGCAUAGCAAGCAGAUAUUUCUACUUUUGUGGUGGGGGAGGGGAAUGUUAUGGAAGUAUGUAAUAAUUUCUAAUGUAUAUUUUCAAUACAUAGUAAUUUUUCAAAUAAACCUUUUUGCUCUCC
This is a messenger RNA of Diceros bicornis minor, 1888 nucleotides long. It is a transcript of the gene LRRC42, whose product is annotated as leucine rich repeat containing 42. Lineage: Eukaryota; Metazoa; Chordata; Mammalia; Perissodactyla; Rhinocerotidae. The transcript has 10 exons. The record is from RefSeq and is a predicted model, not a curated record. Bases 381 to 1667 code for a protein of 428 amino acids. Gene Ontology annotation, molecular function: protein binding.